Messenger RNA from Microplitis demolitor, 4970 nucleotides. RefSeq lists its product as uncharacterized. The coding region runs from base 547 to 1848 and encodes 433 amino acids. NCBI's taxonomy places the organism in Eukaryota, Metazoa, Arthropoda, Insecta, Hymenoptera, Braconidae. The transcript is spliced from 5 exons. The record is from RefSeq and is a predicted model, not a curated record.
UUUUUCACGUACUUAUCUUUGAGAUAUUGUCUACUAGAGAUGCUUAUAGUGAAAUUGGUUUACUCAGAUUUCUGCGAUGUAUGCAAGUAGUUAGAAGUUGAUUAAAGUAAGCAUUGUUUAUAUUUGAGAAAUAACAAUCUAAGGCCCAGGGCUGAUAAAUGUAAUUAUAAUAGAAAUUAAAGGCGAUGGUGGUGCCACGCGUGCGACGACCAACAGGUGGAGGUUGAGAUAAUUAAAUUAGAAAGAUACGGACUAGCAUUGUGUGUAGACGCUGUUUCUAUUUGUAUACCCGAGCAUUUUAAUUUUUUUAUUGUGGUAAAAGAAAAAGUAGAGUUAGUAAAGUUCACCGGGUGAAUCCUCUUUUGAUAUAUAUUUCAACAUAUAUUAUUUUGGUUAUUGGAGAAUUUGAAUAUCGAUAAAGAUUUUUUUAUUCAUAAAACCGACUGUUAUUGGGCUAGCGGAGUAUAAAUAACUGAAUCAACUCCACGUAAAAAUCACCUACAGCUUUAUUUUAGAGAAAGUGUGGAAGACUGAGAACAUUUAAGGAUGUUCAAACGGAGGAUGCAGCCAAUUCAAUCAAACGUAGCUGACACUCUCACCUUCAACUAUGUCAAGAAUAAUGCAGAUUGCAAGGAUAUAUUUCACGAAUUCAUUGACAAUAUUAAUUAUGAGGAGGUUUGUUAUAAUGAUAUAGAUAAUGGUCCAAAAUACACGAACGACAAUCUUCUUGACUUUAUCAAUCUGUACUGUAAUGAAAAUCUUACGCCAUUAUUCUUCUCUAUCAGUAAUAUGAGCAAUACGGAAAGUAGAAACCAUAAUUAUACAGCACAAUGCAAAUUUAGUGAUAAUCCACAAGUUAUGAAUGUAAGGAAUGAACAUCAAUGUGUUUUUAUUCUAAAUCAGUCUGAAGAAAAAACUGUUGCAAAUAAGAAGCUAGAAACGCAAAUAUUGAACAAACAUUCAAAUUUCAAUGAAGAAGAAGCCGCUAUAACCAUGAAAUAUAGUGAUUCUCUACUCAAUGAACAAACGACUAUUCUUGCUCAACUAAGUCCAAAGAAUAAUGAACGUCAACAUUAUGAGCUCGAUGAAAAAAGAGGUAUCAUUUACAGAAAUUUUUCAAUAAUUGGAUCAGUAAACAGUCAAAAAGAUCACGUAAUAAAAAAAGACGAAAAUUUUCACAAAAAGUUAAUGUCACUAAUAAAUCAUGAUGAAGUCAAUAAGCUAAGCGGUGAAAUUUAUAGUUUAGAAUACUACAGAUCGUGCAAUAAGUUAUUGGCUAAAAAAUCAAGGCCGUUGGCCAACCUACGACAGAAGAAUCACGAUGCUGAGAAAAAACAUAAGGCGUUGGUUGACUUGAACAAAAAAUGUCGAAGUAUAAUACGAAAAUUCAAAAAUGGUUUAUUUACAAUUGAUACUAUAUUUAAAUGGAAUGAAUCUCAUUCAAAAGAUGGACCAAUGAAUUGUUCCAUUUGUCGUUGUAAUAAGUUUUUCAAGAGACCCGGUUCAAUUGCUAACCACAUAUAUAGAGUGCACGAAAGAAUACUUCAAGAAGCUUUAGAACGUGGUGAACUUCAUGAAAUCUUAAAAAACAGUGGAAAAUCGAAAAAAAAUUGCUCUACAAAAAAUGAUCAAAAUAUAUCUUACGAUUUACAAGUAGACCAAAGCUGCUACGAAUCACAAAAUACAUUUAUCCAUGAAACACCGCAUGAAAACUCUCAAUUAUUCAGUGAUCGAGAUUUAUCAAUCAAUAACUGGGGCUUGCCAUUGAAAUUAGAUAUUCAUAAUCAAUAUUUAACAUCAAAUGCAGACCUUUUUGAAUUGGAGCAUGCGUUGAAAAUUAUCGAAUAAGACACAAAUAAGUUCUGAUUAUCAUUCGCUAUAACAGGUUGAUUUAUAUAACAAUCUCAAUGAUUUCAGAACAGAAUGAAAUAUUAAUGCUAAAGCAAUUUUUAUAGUUACCAUCAUAAAAGCUAUAAUCCUGUUUCAGUAAAUAAUACUUAUAAAACUUAUGUUUUUUGUUUCAGCUAAAAUUUGAAUUGCGCUAAUUCCAAUACUUUCACGAUAUUCGUUGCCAAUCCGUUUAUAAUUUAUGCAUUUUUCAAACAUUUGAGAAUCGAUUUUAAAAAUCACUAUAGCAUAAGAAAUCAUAAAAAAGUGAAUAUCUUAUUUUUUACUGAGUCAUAAACUCUACAAUAAAUUAUUAAUUCUGAGAUAUAAAUAUUAAAUUGUUAUUUUACCACUGAUUAACAGAAAGAUUUCAAUGAGCUUAGAAAUUUGAAAUGUCAGUUCUAUACAAAACUGAUUUUUGAAAUUAUCUACACUCAUGCCAUAAAUUAAAGGAAAAGAAAAAGAUUGUAAAUUUUUUAGUGAUUUUUGCAAGACUAACUUCGUAAAAAAUAAUCGUAUCGGGAUUUUAAAAAAAGCGUUUUAUAGCUUGAAAUCUCUAGUUUCGGCAUAUUCUCAUCGAAAUUUCUUUAGAGCAUCAGCUCCGGCACAAACAUAAAAAAUACCGUGAGACAAAAAUUUUCUAAAUUUUUUCUUUUCUUUGAGAGAGUCCACGGGCUGCGAAAAAAUUUUUUGAAAAUUUUUUGUUUUUUUUUAUCUUUCCCUCACAUUUACCGAGUAACCAACGCAAAAAUGAAAGAAAAGUAAAAAAAAACAACAAUUUUUCCACUAUGGUGAUCACUGCACAAUUUAAGGAACAAAACUUGUUCCUUUAAUUGUUUAGCGAACCUUUGAUCGAUCACCCCCAAAAAACGGUUUGAUAGAUCAAUUUAAAAAUCUACAGGGUUAUUGGGGGUACACUAAGCUAAAAAAGUACCUGGAAACAUUAGUAUUUUUAUCGAUAUUUACAGAGUAGUGGUUGAUUAACUAAGAAACCAAAAAAAGUCAUUUUUUUAUAAUAGCUCCUAAUGGAUGUUAAAAAUAAAUUUUUUUUUUUUUUUUUUUUCAAAAAUGAUGAGAGAUUCUUGUAGUGUAUUCAUCCAAGUUUUUAACGCUGCCCUUUAAUGUAGUGUGCGAUCAUUGAUACCCGAAAUAUCGAUGACCAAAGCGAAAAAAAUCAUAUUGUGUUUGAAGGCUGAUAUCUUUGCGACAAUUCGUCACACUGGGUUAAAAAAGCCAAAUUAAAGCUGAAAAAAUUUGCUGAACGACCUAUGCAUUCGCUUAGAUGAAUAAGGUUCUCCGCAGACCGAGGACUCUCUCAAUGAAAAGAAAGAGAUUUCAAGCUAUAAAACGCUUUUUCUUAAAUCCUGAUAUGAUUAUUUUUUACGAAAUUACAGUCUUGCAAAAACCACUAAAAAAUUUCUAAAAUUUUUCUGUUUCUUUAAUUUAUAGCAUGAGUGUAUUCAUGGUUAGUAUUAUGCGUUAUUUAACUUCUUGACAGUUAUAGAGAACUAACUAAGAGUGAUUGAAAUCAAUCGAAAAAAAAAGUAGGCUGUUCUUUUACUUAGGUAACUUUAUCGAACAUUCUCUGUAAUAUAAAUCGCAACUAGAAAUAUUUCGAAACGUGAUGCCUACGAUUUUAGAUCAUGACAAUUGUGAAUUUGGAUUUUAGUUCAAUGCAACCAGACAUAAAUAAGAUUGCUUAAGUGAUUAAACUUAUUAAACUUUAUGAUGGGAAUAUCGAAUUUGUAAUUUCGCUUAUUGCACAUCUCAAACGCGAAAGUGCUGAUGAUGCUCUAUUGUUGCUGAAUUUUUUUCGGGUACCUCACUCACUUUUAUUCACGUGUACACUUUUUUAAAUAUAUUAAUAUAGGAUAAAACUUAUAUCAUGCAACGAAUUUAUUAAUAAAUACUUAUUAUACAAUAUUAAGUUUAUUGCUCAAUAUAUUAUUAUUUAAAUAAAUAAUUUAGUUGAGGCAAGCCCUGAUGUCAAUUAAUUUUGCAAUCACGUCAUCUCCCGAAUGAAACGGCUGACGGAACUUAAUAUUCAUUUUUUAUUAGCAUUAGUUUGGUAACUACAGAAACGCUCUUGUUAAUCACUAUCUAACUCUUUUGGAUUGAAUUGUAAUUAAGUUGCACUUAAAAACUUGUCAUUCACAAAAACUUUAGCUGCCAUUGUUUUUAUUGAUGUUAUUGGUGAUGUAAUUAUUUUCUUUUUUUUCCACUAACUACUAGCAGCGUCAUAUUAUAACAAAAAAGUGAUAAAUUCAACUCAUUAAUGAAUUUUUGACAUUCACCAAUAUUGAGUAUAAAAACAGUGUAAUAAACCUGCUUUUCUGACAAUGCUAGCCGUUAAUCUGCAAUAAAAACGCAUUGUGAUCUAUUCUGUGAUUGUAUUCACACAUGCUUUAACUCUUAAAGAUUCUAAUAGAAUCGCUUUCGUCAAUCGAUACCAAUCAUGGUAGAAUAUAUUAAAACUAAUUGGAAGAUUAACGUAAAAGUUUUGCAACAUGAGGUUAUCGAGAAAUAUCAAUCCUUUGUGCGUCGAAGUUUUAGAAAUCUACGUGUCAACUGUAGUGGGAAUAUAAUCAUGUGUAAUUAUUGUAAUGUAUUGUAAGUACGGUCGUGACUACCCCUCUCACUUACGGCGUCAACAGCCCGUAAUCUUUUUGCACAAACCUGUCUCCGUAACAAUAAGUAAUCGUAAUUGAUAAAGAUACUAAGCUGAUUUAAUUAUCGUGUAUUGGUAUUAUUUGUUAACUGCAGUUCGGAGAACUUAAGAUCAAAUACUGUCAAAUAACUUAGAUUCUAGGCUGAUAGUUCACUAUCGUCUAUCAGUACUUUAAAUUGAUUACAAACAGUAUAAAGAUCUCUUAGAUCCACCUGGUUCGAUUGAAAAGUAACACGGAUUACGUCAUUUUGUGAUCCAUCUUGGAUCCAGCUUUUUGCGCAUCAAACCCGGCAGGUGUAAUAAGGACGCAAAGAUUACAAAUAUUUAAAACUAAUUAAUAUUAUAGUAAAAACCAAUUCCAUAGAUAUUGUGGGAAAGUUUAGUGUAUAAGUGAAAUUUGACCAUAAAUAUUGUA